Meloidogyne enterolobii is the source of this 138-nucleotide messenger RNA. Lineage: Eukaryota; Metazoa; Nematoda; Chromadorea; Rhabditida; Meloidogynidae. The record is from the annotation of a GenBank genome assembly.
AUGGUUGGAACUUAUGAACAAAUAAUUGGUUAUGCCUUUUAUUUACAUGUUGGGGGCACUUUUUGUUGGUUAAUUGCUUUUGUUUGUGCAAUUACAACAACCUAUAAAUUUAUUUCUUCUAAUGGAACACAGAGGUAG